AUGACAGUGAGACAGUCAUUGACAACCCCCACCUCUAUCUCCUCCCCCCCCCCUAGGCAAGUCAAGUCUCUUUCUAUCAUUACAUUAUUGAUUUCUCUUCUCUCCAUACUUUUGCUCUCUCUCUCUCGCCUGACAGUGAACACCAAUUCCAAUCACAAGAGAAUAGCAUACGUCGAACAAUGUUUUGGUGCUGCAGGACAAAAACUGACCCUACCUGGGCGUGUCCUGGUCGGAGAAGGCGUUUUAACAAAAAUGUGCCGCAAGAAGCCGAAGCCGCGUCAAUUUUUCCUCUUCAACGACAUCCUUGUCUAUGGCAACAUCAUAAUCAGUAAGAAACGGUACAAUAAGCAACAUAUUAUUCCAUUGGAUGGUGUAAAAUUGGAAGACAUCGAAGAUGAUGGAAAUCUAAGGAAUGGUUGGAAGAUUCUUAGUCCAAUGAAGUCAUUUGUUGUUUAUGCUGCCACAUCAAGUGAAAAAUCAGAAUGGAUGGCACAUAUUCGCAAAUGUGUCUCAGAUUUGCUCAAGAAAAGAGGAAUUGUCCAAAAGCCCGACAACAACUGUCCCGUAUGGGUACCAGAUGCUGAUGCUUCUGUAUGCAUGUCAUGUAAAAAGUGUGUCUUCUCUGUCAUCAAUAGACGGCACCAUUGUCGAAAAUGUGGCAUUGUCGUUUGUAAUCCGUGCUCCAGUAAAAAAAUGCUUUUGCCACAGCAGUCUUCCAAGCCACAACGUGUUUGCAACAACUGCUUUGAGACGAAUGUAGAUUUGGAUGCAAAUACCACACCCUCGGCAGAUUUCUUCAGUCCAUCAGCGGCUGACGACUCCUCCUCAGGUGAUGAGUCUUCAGAUGAUGAAGAUGAAAGAGGCGAUUCUUACCUGGACAAUGCCAACAAUACAAAUAUUCAAGAUCAACAGGUACAAUUUUAUGAACAAGAGUCGAUGUAG
Molecule: messenger RNA, 942 nt
Organism: Acanthosepion pharaonis
Lineage: Eukaryota; Metazoa; Mollusca; Cephalopoda; Sepiida; Sepiidae
Source: the annotation of a GenBank genome assembly